Branchiostoma floridae (Florida lancelet) is the source of this 513-nucleotide messenger RNA. Its product is annotated as gigasin-6-like. The coding region runs from base 1 to 513 and encodes 170 amino acids. The transcript has a single exon. NCBI's taxonomy places the organism in Eukaryota, Metazoa, Chordata, Leptocardii, Amphioxiformes, Branchiostomatidae. The record is from RefSeq and is a predicted model, not a curated record.
AUGGCGAACCUUCAGCUUUUCCUCGUCUUCUCUUCCACGCUUAUGGCGGUUCUCUCUCCAACAGUUAUUACAGCAGCGUUAGAGCAAGACCUCGAUGACUUGGGCAAUUUCAUACAGUCUCUCAUGGCGUGUGAGAGUAAACCAAUCGUAGGCCUGGCCAUUUCAGUCGUUAAAAACGGAGACGUGGUCUUUUCCAAGGGGUACGGCAAGCGGGACUUGAACCAGGGUCUCCCGGUAGACAACAAGACUAUCUUCGGCGUCGGGUCCAUUUCCAAGUCCUUCACGGCAACCCUUCUGGCCAGCGUUCUCGCUGAGAGAGAUGACGUCACAUGGGACACGCCGUUAGUGGACAUACUGGGGCGUGAUUUCAGGUUUCAAGACGAAUUUCUGACGAAGAAGACAACUCUGCGCGACGUUCUUGCACACAGAACCGGACUGCAGAGGUUUUCCAGCGAUCUGUUACAGUUUGGGAUGGACAUAGAUAGGGCGGAGCUGGCAAGGUACUUGUUUUGA